Molecule: messenger RNA, 3647 nt
Organism: Sitophilus oryzae (rice weevil)
Lineage: Eukaryota; Metazoa; Arthropoda; Insecta; Coleoptera; Curculionidae
Gene: js
Exons: 12
Coding region: 210-2141 (643 amino acids)
Cellular component (GO): extracellular region
Molecular function (GO): chitin binding
Source: RefSeq, a predicted model, not a curated record
UUUUGCCGAUUGCCGGCGCCUCGAGCCCCACGCAAGCUGACCGUCUUCUUCUUUCUGCAGCAUCUUCGAGAGUCACUUCCACUGGUAGUACCGAAGUAGUGCCAGUACCAUCGUUUGUCGCGACGAACCCGGAGCGGUCUAAGUGCGAGAAGUACGAGAACGACUGUGGCGUUCGUGAAUAGGACUGGAGUAAAUAAUCGGUGGAAAAAAUGUCGUUUGGAGUUGUUUUUAAGCUGGUGGUUUUAGGGAUGAUGGUUGUUUUAAGAACAGCAGGGCAAAAGGUUUCGUCUUUUUCCUGCAAUGGAAGAACAGCCGGAUAUUACGCUGAUGUAUCAACAGGUUGUCAGGUAUAUCAUAUGUGUGAUGGACUAGGAAGGCAAUUCAGUUACAAAUGUCCCAGCAAAACGUUAUUUCAGCAGAGAAUGUUAAUUUGUGAUCACUGGUAUAUGGUUAAUUGUAGUAAAGCUGAACAGGAUUAUAGUGCAAAUCUUCUAAUUGGUCAAAGAGGAAAGGCAUUUGUGGAAGAAUUAGAAUAUAGUAGAACGCCACGUCCAGACUUGGUAGAUCCAAACAACUCGGAUUUCACCACUUAUAGACUAAGUUUUGCUGAUUUGCCUGCCGGUAAAACAAUCGUAGGCACAAGCAGCGAUGAUUAUGACGAAAAUCAAGACAGAUCAUUCUCAUCCCAUAAUCAAGUAACCGAAUCGUACGAGCAGUCUACAGCAUCGUCAAAGAAAAGGCAGGAAACAGGUACCCAAGUCCAAGGCUUCAACAAACAAGUGUUCUACAGAACGAACUACGACAGUGCUAAUCAAAACGGGAGACCCAAAGGCAAGAAUCUCGCAUUCAAUUCCUUUAACAGGAACGAUAACCAAUUUGCGGCCACCACUCCGAAACCAUUCAACGGCAAAGACUCAGCCUUCAACAUUAAAAGAAUCGACACUGGACCUAGUUUCGAAUUGUCUCCUUCUCAGUCUCAGAACCGAGCAUCAGUAAAUACGAACAACGCAGUUAAUUUCCCGUCAAAUUUCAAAGCCACCACGCCAGUCUAUCCGAAAGAAGUUGACGUUGAUCAGUCGAAGUUCUUCGAAUUCAGCGAUCCUUUGAGCGAGCAGAAAAACGAUGGCGAAGUUGAUGUUAAUUUUCCGUCAAAUUUUAAAGCGACCACCCCAGUGUAUCCGUCACGUGUCGAUAUCGAUCCUUCUAAGUUGUCAGAGUUUGAUAUACCGAUUAACGAAGAAUCAAAAUUUCCAUCGAACGUUAAUUUUCCUUCAAAAUUUAAAGCAACCACACCAGUUUAUCCCGAACAUAUCGAUAUCGAUCCGUCCAGAUUAUCAGAGUUCGAUAUCGAGGUCGAUGGCGAUUCCGACAUUGUUUCCAUUAAUUUUCAGUCAAAAUUUAAAGCCACUACUCCCGUUUAUCCUAAACACGUCGAUGUAGAUUUGUCAAAGUUUUCCGAAUUCCAAGAACAACCUCCAGAAAAAAGCUCGCAGGAAAAUGCGGUGGUUAACUUUGCUUCAAAUUUUAAAGCCACAACUCCAGUAUAUCCAAAACAGGUUGAUGUGGAUCUAACUAAAUUUUCCGAACCAGUUGAAUUACCUUUCGAUAAUAAUAAAAACGAAACGGGCUCAAUUUCUUCAUCGCAAACCGGCCAGUCAAAGCCCCCAGUUCAGCUUGGAACAGAUCUUUUGCCACCACUAAAUUCGAGAGCUUCCCCUGGAUCCAAUCGAGGACAUUCUGAAUCGAAUCAAGUAAACUUUGGAUCAAAAUUCGAAGCCACAACGCCAGAUUAUCCAAAGAGUGUGGAACCUACCAGUCCAGAUCCAAGUAACGUUGGACUAUUGCCACCAUUGGAAAACGGCGCUUCAAAAUCUCAACAAAAAGGCAUCAAUCUAGAACAGAAUAAAUUCGAGAAAACCUUCAACCGAAGAAUAGAUGAAGAAGACCCUCUAGUCCUAGGAAACACGUUUAACAGUAGACAGCUCACUGAAUUCAUGUUAACCAUGAAACCCGAACAGCUGAAAGACUUAAAAAAUAUGUGGCACAUUCCAGAUUACGAUUUUCCACUGGAAAGCGUCUCUGGACCUAAUUACGGUAGUGAACUAAGUUCGUUUCAGGCCAAACCCUCCAGGAGGAGGUAAUUUAUGAUGUAAUUUAUUAGAAAAAAUACCUGUGAAAAGAAAUUCAUGAUAAAAUUUGAAUGAUGAAGGAUGUAAUUUUUUAGAAAUUAUAUUAUUUAUCAUAUCGCAUCUAACUGUAUAAUGUACAUAGUAGUUUUAGAUAUUUAAAUAGCUGAAUGUAUGCGACGAACUUUAAGUCCAGGAUAUAUGCAACUGGCGAAUGUUACCAUUCGUUCACAAAAAAAUCCAGAUCUUGUAAAGAAUCCACACCUGAGAAGGAUUUCUUAACGGAUGCGAACGAAUAACAUUCGUCGUGUAUCCUCGGCUUUAGAAUUAAACCAAAAUGAAAUAUAUUGCCGAUGACCUUGAUGUAUGUGCCUUUUUAAGGCGUCUAAAAAGUAUAAAUUUCAGUGUGGUUAGAGAAAUUUAAAUAAGGAUAAAGGAAUUAAAAGAAAGAUUCAAGUGUGGCUAAGUUGCUCAAUCAGAUUCAAGCAAAAAAAUUCAAAGUGAAAAUAUUUCAUAUUUUCAACCAAUGACUAAAGAAUACAAAGACACGUAACGCCCAUAUACUAGCUGGAACAAGGUUAUUAUAGGUUCGUUCCAACCGAAUCGAGAACCGAUCCUGGGACAGUAAUUUGUAGUCGCCCACUCAUUGUUUGAAAAGUUUGAUGGUUUGUCAAGAUUAACAAAUGAAUUGACUGAUAGGAAAUUACCGUUUUAGGAUGGUUCUCUCGUCCGGUUGGAAGAAACAUUAUGUUAAACAGGUUGCCUCGUAACUUUGGACCAAUCACAGUAGUUGGCGCGAUGACGUCAGCUAGCGUGAUAUUUAAAAUAACUAUUAACAAAAUGUUUAAUAUUAAUAACAAUUACACAAGUUAAAUUGUUUUUCUAUAAAGUCUUUAUUUAUUUUUCUCUAAUUUUGCUAACAUUUAAAAUGUUUAAGCAAUAUUUGUAUUCGAAAAAAAAUAGUUUUAGCUUUUUACCAUGUUAAAAUAUCGCGAGCUAGUCGAAAUAAUUUAUUAUACAUAUACGUCACUCAGCAACAACAAUACUGAACAUUAUAGGCUGUUACAGGUAGGAACGAUCUCCAUUUCUAAGGAAAAUUUGAUAAAUGAUUUUAAAAAACUAUCUAGUUCAUCAAUUAUAAUACGUUAAGUACACUAAAACUUUAAAAAUAUAUUAUAUCCACUAAAACUGUCCUAUAAUCCACUCAAAUGCACUUAAUACACUUUUUGAAAACUUUCGGAAAACAAUGUAAAAUUAUUGGUAAACAAGCUGAAAACUGCUGAGUACUAGACCAUGUACUAGACGAUGAUGAGUAAUAUGGCGGCUAAUGUCAAGUUACGAGGCAACCAAUGACUAAAGAAUCCAAGGACAAAUAACGCCCGAGAGCAAACUGUGACGAUAUCACCAAACAGUGCCGUGGCACAUAUUUUUCUUAACCUAGCUGUUUGAAGAGAUUUAUAUUUUUUGACAAAUGUUUUGACUACGCCUAGGGUGUAUACGUUGGUAUCAUACUAAUUAAUU